AUCCCACAUAAGAACUCAUAUGGGAGAGAAACCAUAUACUUGCUCUGUAUGUCAAAGAUGUUUUUGUGGUUCAAGUGGUUUCAUAUAUCACAUGAGAACUCAUACGGGAGAGAAACCAUAUACUUGCUCUUUAUGUCAAAAAAGUUUUUCUGGUUCAAGUACUCUCAAAAUUCACAUGAGAACUCAUACGGGAGAGAAACCAUAUACUUGCUCUGUAUGUCAAAAAAGUUUUUCUGAAUUAAUUACUCUCAAAUGUCACAUGAGAACUCAUACGGGGGAGAAACCAUAUACUUGCUCUGUAUGUCAAAAAAGUUUUUCUGCUACAAGUAAUCUCACAAAACACAUGAGAACUCAUACGAGAGAGAAACCAUAUAAUUGCUCUGUAUGUCAAAAAAGUUUUUCUUACCCAAGUGCUCUCACAAAACACAUGAGAACUCAUACGGGAGAGAAACCAUAUAAUUGCUCUGUAUGUCAAAAAAGUUUUUCUGGUUCUAGUACUCUCAAACGUCACAUAGGAACCCAUACUGGAGAGAAACCAUAUACUACUUGCUCUGUAUGUCAAAGAAGUUUUUCUGAUUCAAGGAAUCUCAAAUGUCACAUGAGAACUCAUACAGGAGAGAAACCAUAUACUUGCCCUGUAUGUCAAAGAAAUUUUACUCAAUUAUCUUGUUUAAAAAAUCACAUGAAAACUCAUACUGUAAAGAAACCAUAUACUUGCUCUGUAUGUCAAAAACAUUUUUCUGUUUCAAGUACUCUCACAAAACACAUGAGAACUCAUACGGGAGAGAAACCGUUUACUUGCUCUACAUGUCAAAGUAGUUUUUCUCAACCAAGUAAUCUCAAAAGACACAUGAAAACUCAUACAGGAGAGAAACCGUAUACUUGCUCUGUAUGUCAAAGAAGUUUUUCUGAUUCAAGUGCUCUCAAAUAUCACAUGAGAACUCAUACUGGAGAGAAACCGUAUACUUGCUCUGUAUGUCAAAAAAGUUUUUCUAAUUCAAGUAAUCUCAAAUGUCACAUGAGAACUCAUACAGGAGAGAAACCAUAUACUUGCUCUAUAUGUCCAAGAAGUUUUUCUGUUUCAAGUCAUCUCAUAUAUCACAUGAAAACUCAUACAGGAGAGAAACCAUAUACUUGCUCUGUAUGUCAAGAAAGUUUUUCUGUUUCAAGUACUCUCACAAAACAUAUGAGAACUCAUACGGGAGAGAAACCAUAUACUUGCUCUGUAUGUCAAAAAAGUUUUUCUGACUCAAGUCAUCUCAAAAGACACAUGAAAACUCAUACCUGAGAGAAACCACAUACCUGCUCUGUAUGUCAAAAAAGUUUUUUGUACAUUUAACUUCCCUGUCAGAUAUAUACUUAGCUAUAGACUCCGUCGUUCCCGACAGAAAUUCGAAUUUCACGGCACACGCUACAGGUAGGUCAGGUGAUCUACCGCCCUGCCGCUGGGUGGCAGGAAUAGGAACCAUUCCCUUCUUCAAAUCAGAUUUUCUCUGUCGCCGGUGCCUACAACAUCGUUGUUGGUACCUCCUGACUUGAUUUUUGUAUUUUCAUCGCCGUUGAUCUUCUGGACUGUCUUUUUGAUGACGUAUUUUGGAUCUGUGGUUUGGCAUACGCUUUUGUGGACUGUUUUUUGGAUUUUGUUUCGGAUUGUGCUCAAAAUGUCUGACUCUAGCUGCGAAGUUAGAAGAUGUGUGAAUGAGGGUUGUUUGGGGAGACUACUGAAAGUGUCGCUAGAUCCUCACAAUGUAUGCAAGAGGUGUAGGGGGUAUGAAUGCUCUAGAAAUAACACUUGUAAUGAAUGCGUGAAUAUGAAUGAGGAAGAAUGGAAGACUCUAGAUUCCUACUUAAGGAAACUAGAGAUAGGUAGGGUUAGAAAAGCUGCCUCUAGAAGUCUGAGUAGAUCUUGCUCUAACAAGCCAGUUAGUAUAACUAACCUCCAAUUAAUUGCUUCCUCACAUGCAGUAUCACCCUCUCCCAUAGCAGAUAAUGCAAAUUCUGCUACGGAGAUUGCAAAUCUGAAGACCGCAUUAAGAAGGAUGGAGCUUAAAAUGCAAGCUCUUCAAGGUAAGACUGUGGAAAGUGACGUAAGUGUCCCCAGUGUAGUGGAGGGUGCGUCUGAUCGGCUCUGUCUCGCUCCCAGGCCUAGACCUCUUCCAAGCUCCCAGGCCCAGAGGAGAAGGAAUGUCGACAGCCGUACGGAGGUUAUGGAGAAUCCCCACCAAUCAGGCGUCCCCUCGGCAGAAUCUGUAGCAUCCCAGACUGCCAAGGAUCGCCAUUGGAAAGGCAUCGUAAAAGAGUACUUUUCGUCAUCCGAUUCGUCUCCCCGCAGGAGGAGUUGGAAAGCGCCUACGCUGGACUCGAGCCCGGGGAACGUUUCCCAGAGGAUUCUCCCUGCGAGAGGAAAAGAGCCAAGAGGACAUGGAAUUCUGCUCUAAGAUCACGAUCUCCUACGCCUUCCAGGGCGCAUUCUCCUAUUCCUGAUAAGGAAAAGGAACAAACAGCGACAGAUAUCCUACUUAAAAUGCAGGAGCAGAUAUCUUCAUUAGUAGGAGUAUUAAGAAAAGACCCUCCCAGGAGAAAAGACUUUUCUUCCUGUUAAGAGAUCUCGUCCGGUGGGCGUUCCAGACUCCAGGCUCCUCUCCUAUACUCCUCGUCCAAGAACAGAGACAAUAACGGAAGAACGGACGGAAACUCAUAGACUUGGGACGUCAGAUACGGACAGUGACAACGAGUGUCUGAGUCGGACAGAUCCAGCCAGGCGCCGAGUGGACGACGUGGAUAGGAAAAAGUGUCCUACACGGACGGCGCCAACCAGACACCAGACCCGGACAGGCAGAAUUAUAGUGUGCAGACAGCUACGACCAGACGCCAAGCGCCAGAUACGGACAACCUGGACAAGGCAGACAGCCAGGACAGGAAAAAACGUCGUACGCAGACCCUGUCAAAAGGAAGACCCUGCUUCAGCUAGUAGAACAAAAGUUGGAGAAGGAGGCCAUAGAAUUAGUACAGGACCCACACUCUCGGGGCUUUUACAAUCGACUGUUCCUCGUACCAAAAGCCUCGGAGGGUGGAGACCGGUCCUGGAUGUGAGCACAUUGAACAGAUUCGUGGAGAAACAGAAGUUCUCCUUGGAAACUUCCAACUCGGUUCUUGCUGCUCUACGUCCAGGAGAUUGGAUGGUCUCCUUGGAUCUACAAGACGCAUAUUUUCACGCCCUCUGAUCCGCCAUCGAGGAAAUAUCUACGUUUCAUGAUGCAGGGAAGGUUUUUUCAAUUCAGGGCUCUGUGCUUUGGCCUGUCUACGGCUCCUCAAGUGUUCACGAGCCUGAUGAGGAACGUAGCACGAUGGCUUCAUCUGGAGGGGGUGAACAUAUCCCUUUAUUUGGACGACUGGCUAAUAAGGGCCAAAACAAAACAACAGUGUUUGGAGGACUUGGAAACGACUUUGGAUCUUGUUCAAUCUCUUGGACUGCUCGUGAACCUCGAGAAGUCUCAGAUGAUCCCCAGCCAGAAUAUUGUCUAUCUGGGGAUUCAGAUGGAUUCUCGGGGUUUUCGAGCGUUUCCGUCGCAAGACAGAAUUGCUCGAGGCUUGGAAAAAGUCUCAACCUUCUUAGGGAAAGAACGAAGCCCAGCGAGGGAAUGGUUAAGUCUUCUGGGCACCCUUUCGUCGCUGGAGCAGUUGUUUCCCUAGGGAGGCUCAUUCUGAGACCUCUGCAGUUUUACCUGCAAAGGAUGUGGAACCGAAAGAAAGGGGAUCUUUCGGAUUCAUUUCCCAUCCAACAAGAGAUCAAGUCACACCUGAAGUGUUGGUUAACCCCUCUUCGAAAGAACGAAGGAAUAUCCCUCUCGAUUCGGAACCCUCUCCAUGUGUUUGUUUUCCGACACUCGGGAAACGGGAUGGGGAGCAACACUAGGAAAGAAGGAAGUGUCAGGCACCUGGACAAAAGAACAGGUGUCCUGGCAUAUAAACGUGAAGGAACUUAUGGCUGUUCAUCUAGCCUUGAAGAACUUCGAGUCGGAGGUCAGAGGCGUGGUAGUCCAGGUAAACUCGGACAAUACCACGGCUUUGGCUUACAUCCGAAAACAGGGGGGAACUCACUCGUUCACACUAUACUACAAGAUAGCAAGAGACCUCUUGAUAUGGGCAGAGGAACGGGGCAUUGUGCUACUGACGAGGUUUAUUCAAGGAACCAAGAAUCUAAGAGCAGACAGACUCAGCAGGAAGAACCAGGUCCUUCCAACAGAGUGGACCCUCCACUCAGAAGUCUCCCGAAAGCUCUGGUCCCUCUGGGGGAAGCCUCAGAUAGACCUGUUCGCCACGUUCCUCUCCAGAAGGAUGGAAAACUUUUGCUCCAUAGUGUAAGAUCCCAGAGCAAUAGCAAUAGAUGCCCUUCUCAUGGACUGGUCGGGCAUAGAUGCCUACGCUUUUCCCCCAUUCAAGAUCCUGGGGGAAGUGCUAAGGAAGUUCCGUUCCUCGAAGGGAACAAGACUAACACUCAUCGCUCCCUUUUGGCCCGCUCGAGAUUGGUUCACAGAGGUACUGGAAUGGACGGUGGACUUCCCCAUAUCUCUUCCCGAAAGGACAGAUCUGCUCA
Macrobrachium nipponense is the source of this 4597-nucleotide messenger RNA. RefSeq names its product zinc finger protein 271-like. Gene Ontology annotation, cellular component: nucleus. The transcript has a single exon. NCBI's taxonomy places the organism in Eukaryota, Metazoa, Arthropoda, Malacostraca, Decapoda, Palaemonidae. Gene Ontology annotation, molecular function: DNA-binding transcription factor activity, RNA polymerase II-specific. The coding region runs from base 20 to 1288 and encodes 422 amino acids. The record is from RefSeq and is a predicted model, not a curated record. Gene Ontology annotation, biological process: regulation of transcription by RNA polymerase II.